Molecule: messenger RNA, 2894 nt
Organism: Cryptotermes secundus
Lineage: Eukaryota; Metazoa; Arthropoda; Insecta; Blattodea; Kalotermitidae
Gene: Afg3l2
Product: AFG3-like protein 2
Exons: 15
Coding region: 155-2590 (811 amino acids)
Biological process (GO): mitochondrial protein processing; protein-containing complex assembly
Cellular component (GO): membrane; m-AAA complex
Molecular function (GO): ATP binding; zinc ion binding; metalloendopeptidase activity
Source: RefSeq, a predicted model, not a curated record
AAUUCCGAUCAGAAAGAAGGUUAUUCUGUGUUCAUGAUCUUCAUGGUUCAUGAUAACGAUAACGACGACGUUGAUUACGGGCAGGCCUGUGUGGUUCAGGUGAUGUGAAUGUUUGUGUUAAGUCAUAUAUGAAUAUUGUUUCAUCAGAAAGACGAUGGCGCACAGGUUGUUGUCUACAGUAAGGAAACUGGAGCGUUUGCUGUGGAACGGGGUGAAACGAGGAAAUAUUGAUACAAGUUUGCUUAAAAGGAAUCUUACGUUACUACAGAGAGCACCGGGAGCCCCAAAUUUGGAAACAGUUUUGCAGGAAUGGAGACUGUUUUGUGAGCGACCUCCAAAAGGGUUUGAGAAGUUUUUCAAGCCUGGAGGCAGUAAAGAAGCUACAAAAUCUGCAAAGCCUUCCGCCAAAGAGGCAAAAGAUGCUCCAAAGCAAUCUCAGGCACCUCCACCAUCUAAAGCAGCAGCCGGUUCACAGCCCUCUAAACCACCGGCUCCUUCCAAACCAUAUGAUCAGUGGUCAUUUGGGAUCUUUGGUAGCCAGUCUAGGUUUGGUAGACCAGGAGGUAAAGAAGGAGGGGAGAAAGAGAAGUGGAUAAUUAUUGGCCUGGUUGGCACCUUGGUACUUUUAGGUACCCUUGCCUAUUAUGAGAUGGGAUAUAAGGAAAUUGCAUGGAAGGAGUUUGUAAAUAAUUACCUGGCUAAAGGUAUUGUGGAGAAACUGGAAGUAGUGAACAAGAAAUGGGUGAGAGUACACCUCGCGUCAGGGAACACUGUUGAUGGCUCGAGUGUGCUUUGGUUUAAUAUUGGGAGUGUGGAUUCAUUUGAGCGAAAUCUAGAAAAUGCACAGAUUGAGAUGUUAAUAGAGCCACCAAAUUUUGUUCCUGUUAUUUACAAGACUGAGCUGGAGGCAGCAAGCAUAACUGGCAUCCUUCCAACAUUAUUAAUUAUUGGAUUCCUGAUAUAUAUGAUGCGACGUUCUGCAGAAAUGAUGGGUGCUCGAGGUGGACGGAAAGGAGGUGGUAUUUUUGGUGGAGUCAUGGAGUCUACUGCUAAGCUUAUAAAUUCUAAUGAAAUUGGAGUUAGAUUUAAGGAUGUUGCAGGCUGUGAGGAAGCAAAACUGGAAAUUAUGGAAUUUGUCAAUUUCUUGAAAAAUCCUCAGCAGUACAUAGAUCUAGGUGCUAAGAUUCCAAAGGGAGCCAUGUUAACAGGACCACCUGGUACAGGGAAAACAUUGCUAGCAAAGGCAACAGCUGGAGAAGCCAAUGUUCCGUUUAUUACCGUUUCGGGUUCGGAAUUCCUUGAGAUGUUUGUGGGAGUUGGACCAUCAAGGGUUCGAGACAUGUUCUCCAUGGCUCGUAAACAUGCCCCUUGCAUCCUGUUUAUUGAUGAAAUAGAUGCAGUGGGUAGGAAGCGUGGUGGUCGCAGCUUUGGUGGCCACUCAGAACAAGAAAACACUUUGAAUCAAUUACUCGUUGAAAUGGAUGGUUUUAAUACCACCACCAAUGUUGUAGUUCUGGCAGCUACAAACAGGGUUGACAUUUUAGAUAAAGCUUUGCUACGUCCAGGAAGGUUUGAUCGGCAGAUCUUUGUGCCAGCACCAGACAUCAAGGGUAGAGCAUCUAUUUUCAAAGUUCAUCUACAGCCAUUGAAAACUAAUUUGGAUAAAAUAGACUUGGCAAGGAAGAUGGCAGCACUUACGCCAGGAUUUACCGGUGCUGAUAUAGCUAAUGUGUGUAAUGAAGCAGCUUUAAUUGCUGCUCGAGAUUUAAGUGAUGCCAUAAAUAUGAAAAACUUUGAACAGGCGAUUGAGAGAGUUGUGGCUGGUAUGGAAAAGAAAACCAACGUCUUGCAGCCUGAAGAGAAGAAGACGGUAGCAUACCAUGAAGCCGGGCAUGCCGUGGCAGGAUGGUUCCUGCAGUAUGCAGAUCCUUUAUUAAAGGUUUCAAUUAUACCUCGGGGCAAAGGAUUGGGUUAUGCUCAGUACUUACCCAAAGAGCAGUAUUUAUACAGUAAGGAGCAACUGUUCGAUCGGAUGUGCAUGACACUUGGUGGUAGAGUUUCUGAAGAACUUUUCUUUGGAAGAAUAACAACAGGUGCACAGGAUGACUUAAAGAAAGUCACACAAAGUGCAUAUGCUCAGAUUGUUCAAUAUGGCAUGAAUGAUAAGGUAGGCAAUGUUAGUUUUGACAUGCCACAGCCUGGAGAAACGGUUCUUGAGAAACCAUAUUCAGAGAGGACUGCGCAGAUAAUAGAUUCUGAAGUUCGUGAGCUCAUUAAGAAAGCACAUGUGCACGCCACCAAUUUGCUUACAGAGCACAAGGAGGAUGUGGAGAAGAUUGCAGAACGUUUACUGAAACAAGAGAUUUUGAGUCGUAAUGACAUGAUUGAACUGCUUGGACCGAGACCAUUUCCUGAGAAAUCUACAUAUGAACAAUUCGUGGAGGGUACUGGUUCUUUUGAGGAGGACACAAGUCUUCCAGAGGGUCUGAAAGAAUGGAAUCAGCCAAGGGACCAGGAAGGUGGCAGUAGGGAAGACGGCAGUGGAAAUGGUGAAGGACAGAGUCGCAAAGCAGACUCAACAGCUCCAUGAUGAGGACUUAGAAGAAACAGAACAAGAAAUUACACAAAACUCAGUCUCUCCAGGCCUUUCAGCGCACUCCUCUGUUUCAAAUCAAAAUGCAGAAUUAAACAUCACCACUGGUCCAGACAUCUACCACAGUCCCAUCUCUUCCUACGGCUGUUCAUUCAAACGUAAAAAGAAUCUGUAUGCUAGUGAUCAGAUACUCGUGGCAGUGGGUGAUCAAUUGGCUCAAGUGAAAAAUGAGGACAAAUUUGACUUUGAUUUGUUUCAUUCUGGUCCUUCACACUAACAGUAUUGCAAAUGAUAAAACAAU